Messenger RNA from Staurois parvus, 1012 nucleotides. Lineage: Eukaryota; Metazoa; Chordata; Amphibia; Anura; Ranidae. The record is from the annotation of a GenBank genome assembly.
AUGAAGAUGGGGGUGAAGACAUUUACUCACAGUUCCCCGGCACAUAGCCAAGAAAUGCUGGGGAAAAUUGAAUAUGUUACGUAAUGAUGGACACUUCUGUGACAUUACCAUACGGGUCCAGGAUAAGAUCUUUCGAGCACACAAAGUGGUGCUGGCGGCCUGCAGCGAAUUCUUCCGUACUAAGUUGGUGGGUCAGGCGGAAGAAAGCACCCAAUGUGUACUCGACCUGCACCACGUAACGGUGACAGGAUUCAUCCCCCUGCUGGAGUACGCUUACACAGCUACCCUGUCUAUCAAUACAGAAAAUAUUAUUGAUGUGUUAGCUGCAGCUAGCUACAUGCAGAUGUUCAGUGUAGCCAGCACAUGCUCAGAAUUCAUGAAGUCCAGCAUCUUGUGGAACACUCAACAAGAGAAGGUUCUCGAUACUGGACAGGAGAACACAGCAAAUUGUAACAACUUCCGAGAUGGUAGUCUUUCCCCAGUGUCCUCGGAGUGCAGCGUUGUUGAGAGGACAAUUCCUAUCUGCCGUGAGUCCCGGCGCAAAAGAAAAAGCUAUAUUGUCAUGUCCCCGGAGAGCCCCUUAAAGUGCGGCACUCAGACUAGUUCUCCACAAGUCCUAAACCCCACUCCUUCUUACACUGAGGCGCGAAGUCAACCUGUGGACUCCUCACACGCUUUCCCCUGGACUUUCCCUUUUGGCAUUGAUCGACGGUUACAGUCUGAGAAAGUGAAGCAGAUUGAGUCCAGAACAUUAGAACUUCCUGGACCCUCUGAAGUAACCAGGAGAGUGACAGAUUAUGUGCCGUGCGAAAGCACUAAAGUCAGUUCUCCACUUGUAAUGGAGGAAGAUGUGCGGGUCAAGGUGGAGAGGUUGAGUGAUGAAGAGGUACACGAAGAGGUGUCUCAGCCUGUUAGUGCAUCUCAGAGUUCAGUGAGUGACCAGCAAACUGUCCCUGGCAGUGAGCAAGUGCAGGAAGACCUACUGAUCAGCCCCUCAGUCGUCUUCCAUAGG